Dendrobium catenatum is the source of this 769-nucleotide messenger RNA. RefSeq names its product photosystem I reaction center subunit IV A, chloroplastic. Bases 101 to 538 code for a protein of 145 amino acids. The transcript has 3 exons. The record is from RefSeq and is a predicted model, not a curated record. Lineage: Eukaryota; Viridiplantae; Streptophyta; Magnoliopsida; Asparagales; Orchidaceae. Gene Ontology annotation, cellular component: photosystem I reaction center; photosystem I. Gene Ontology annotation, biological process: photosynthesis.
GCUUUAAGCCAAAGCCACACGACCAAAGGCAAGAUAUUUGGGGAGCGAGGAAGGAAGCUUGAGCAAGGGGAGAAGGCAUCAAGCCCUUUGAUUUUGAAACAUGGCUGCCAGUAUGGCUUCGGCUGCCUCCAGCUUCGUGUUGACGGCCUCCCUCACCGGUGCCGGCACCGCUGCCCAGUCGCGACACACCUCAGUCAGCUUCUUAUAUAAUAAGCCUGGUAGCUCCAGUGCUAGAAGGCUUUCUGUCCGAGCUGAAGAGGCCUCAUCGUCUUCACCGCCGGCUCCGGCUGUGGAGAAGGAAGCCGCCGUGGCAGCUCCUGCUAAGCCGCCUCCACCCCCGCCCAUUGGCCCUAAGAGGGGAACAAAGGUGAAAAUCCUCCGGAGGGAAUCCUAUUGGUACAAUGGAACUGGAUCUGUUGUAACUGUCGAUCAAGAUCCAAAGAGUCGCUACCCAAUAGUGGUUCGAUUUAACAAAGUGAACUAUGCUGGUGUCUCCACAAACAACUACGCCUUGGAUGAGAUAGAGGAAGUAAAAUGAAGGUUAUAUCUGAGCUGUUGCUUUAGGAUUUCAUGAAAGUAUCAAAUUUGUAUAAUAUCUGUAAGUUAGCCAGCUCUUGUAUUUACCAGAACUUCUUGUUGUGUUAUUUUGGAGUGAAAUUCAGUAUUAAUUAGUGUCUCUAAUUGUGGUAUCUGAGUUUUGUAUCAUUUUGAACAAUUAUACAACGCCAACUUUCUGAUAUCUUAUGAAUGGUGCAAAUUCCGAUUAAAA